Messenger RNA from Papilio xuthus (Asian swallowtail), 517 nucleotides. NCBI's taxonomy places the organism in Eukaryota, Metazoa, Arthropoda, Insecta, Lepidoptera, Papilionidae. The record is from RefSeq and is a predicted model, not a curated record.
GACGUGUUUUUUAGUUUUAGGAAAAGGUGGAAAGGUGUUUUAAUAAAACUUUAAUUGAAAUAUGUGCUACAUGCAAUAAAAAUAAAACUUGAAAUAUAACUGAUAGAAAGUUGAAAAUUAUUCUACGGGUAAAUUAAGUACUUGAUUUAAGAGUUAAAAUGCCUAAAAAUAAGAAGCAAGAAAGUUCGAGCAGCGACAGUGAUGAGGGUCCAGUUGAUAGAAAUCAACCAGCAGAGAAAAAAGCAAAAAUGGGUAGUAGAACUGAAGAUAAGGAACCAACUUGGGUGCUGCAGGGUAAAAAGUUAGUCAAGGUUCGAACAUUUAAAGGAAAAGUUUACGUAGAUGUAAGAGAAUUCUAUGAGAAAAAUGGGGAUUUGUUACCAGGCAAGAAGGGUAUUAGCUUAACACCGGAGCAAUGGAGGAAACUUCUGUCUUUGGGCGAUGAGAUUAAUGAAACCAUUAGUUCUCUUGGUUAAGUGUUUUUAUUGCUUUAAUAAAGAUUAUUGUUGUUUGGCAA